Mirounga angustirostris (Northern elephant seal) is the source of this 3424-nucleotide messenger RNA. RefSeq names its product malic enzyme 1 (gene ME1). The record is from RefSeq and is a predicted model, not a curated record. Gene Ontology annotation, molecular function: NAD binding; malate dehydrogenase (decarboxylating) (NADP+) activity. The coding region runs from base 225 to 1955 and encodes 576 amino acids. Lineage: Eukaryota; Metazoa; Chordata; Mammalia; Carnivora; Phocidae. Gene Ontology annotation, cellular component: mitochondrion. The transcript is spliced from 14 exons. Gene Ontology annotation, biological process: pyruvate metabolic process; malate metabolic process.
UCGCAGGCUGCCCGGCUGGGGACAUCGGCUUCUCGCGGGCUCCUCCCGCCGCGUCCACCCCCUCUCGCCACCCACGCCCGCCCCCGACCGCCGGCUUUUUCCCAGCGCGGCCGCCGCCGCCGCCGCCGCCGCCGUAGUCAGCGCGGGCGCCGCCACAGCAUCCGCCGCCGGCCCCGCUCGGCGCACGCUCCGGCCCGACCCCGCAGCCCACCCGCGCAGCGGCCAUGGAGCGCGCAGCCCCCCGCCGCCGCCACACCCACCAGCGCGGCUAUGCCGUGACGCGGAACCCCCACCUCAACAAGGAGUUGGCUUUUACCCUGGAAGAGAGACAACAGUUGAAUAUUCAUGGAUUGUUGCCACCUUGCUUCAUCAGUCAGGAUAUCCAGGUUCUUAGAGUAAUUAAAAAUUUUGAGCGUCUGACCUCUGACUUUGACAGGUAUCUUCUCUUAAUGGAUCUUCAAGACAGAAAUGAAAAGCUCUUUUAUAGUGUGCUAAUGUCUGACAUUGAGAAAUUCAUGCCUAUUGUUUACACUCCCACUGUGGGUCUGGCUUGCCAGCAAUAUAGUUUAGCAUUUCGGAAGCCAAGAGGUCUCUUCAUUAGUAUCCAUGAUCGAGGGCAUAUUGCUUCAGUUCUUAAUGCAUGGCCAGAAGAUGUCAUCAAGGCUAUUGUGGUGACCGACGGAGAGCGUAUUCUUGGCUUGGGAGACCUUGGCUGUAAUGGAAUGGGCAUCCCUGUGGGUAAGCUGGCGCUGUAUACAGCCUGCGGAGGGAUGAAUCCUCAAGAAUGUCUGCCCAUUACUCUGGACGUGGGAACAGAAAAUAAGGAUUUACUCAAAGAUCCAUUGUACAUUGGGCUACGGCAGAGAAGAGUGAGAGGUCCUGAAUAUGAUGAUUUUUUGGAUGAAUUCAUGGAGGCAGUUUCUUCCAAGUAUGGGAUGAAUUGCCUUAUUCAGUUUGAAGAUUUUGCCAAUAUAAAUGCCUUUCGUCUCCUGAAGAAAUAUCAAAACCAGUAUUGCACAUUCAAUGAUGAUAUUCAAGGAACAGCAUCUGUAGCAGUGGCGGGCAUCCUUGCGGCUCUUCGAAUAACCAAGAACAAACUGUCUGAUCAAACAAUACUCUUCCAAGGAGCUGGAGAGGCUGCCUUAGGGAUUGCACACCUGAUUGUUAUGGCCAUGAGUAAAGAAGGUUUACCAAAAGAGAAAGCCAUGAAAAAGAUAUGGUUGGUCGACUCAAAAGGAUUAAUAGUUAAGGGACGAGCUGCCUUAACACAAGAGAAGGAGGAAUUUGCCCAUGAACAUGAAGAAAUGAAGAACCUAGAAGCCAUUGUUCGAGAAAUAAAACCAACUGCCCUCAUAGGAGUUGCUGCAAUUGGUGGUGCAUUCUCAGAACAAAUUCUCAAAGAUAUGGCUGCCUUCAAUGAACGGCCUAUUAUUUUCGCUUUGAGUAAUCCAACUAGCAAAGCAGAAUGUACUGCAGAGCAGUGCUAUAAACUAACCAAGGGGUGUGCAAUUUUCGCCAGUGGCAGCCCUUUUGAUCCAGUCACUCUUCCGAAUGGACAGACCCUAUAUCCUGGCCAAGGAAACAAUUCCUAUGUGUUUCCCGGAGUGGCUCUGGGUGUCGUGGCGUGUGGCUUGAGACAUAUCACAGAUAAGAUUUUUCUCACAACUGCUGAGGUUAUAGCCCAGCAAGUAUCAGAUAAACACUUGGAAGAGGGCCGGCUUUAUCCUCCUUUGGACACCAUUAGAGAUGUUUCUCUGAAAAUCGCAACAAAGAUUGUGAAUGAUGCUUACCAAGAAAAGACAGCCACAGUUUAUCCUGAACCCCCAAACAAGGAAGCCUUUGUCCGCUCUCAGAUGUAUAAUGCUAAUUAUGACCAGAUUCUACCUGAUUGUUAUUCUUGGCCUAAAGAGGCCCAGAAAAUACAGACCAAACUUGACCAGUGGCAUAAUAACUGACAUUUCUAAUUCUGUUAAUGAGAUCUUAAAGUCUUUCAUAAUUUUUAAAGAUUGGAAUCUUUUAUAAUAAUUCAUUAGACUAAGAAUUUUACUUUAACAAUAAAAGUUCAUGGAAGGAUAUUAAUAUACUUUAGGGUAAACAUCACACUAGACAGUUUUGCUUCAUUUACUUUCUUGUUAUUUAUGGUUUCUCUGCUCAUUAUUUUGCCCAAGUUCUCUUUAAAAGCUAUUGUACCUACUACUGAGAAACACAUCAUUUUUAUACAGGGAACUAAUGGAAAGACCAAAAUUAGUAAUAAAUUGAUAUACUCAACAUUAAAAUCCAUAGUUCUUUUGUUGACUGUUUUGUUAAAAAUCUACUCUUUUUUUAUAAAGACAAAUGAAUUUAGGCAUAGGUGAACUUCUGCUAAAAACAGAAACAACACUUAACUUUGUUGCCUAGAGAAAAUAACUUAUCAGGUAUUUUUAUUCCAAUCCUAGAUUAUAUUAGUUCUUUUAGUGCAACUGAACUCUAACAUUUCUAAGAAAGAUCGUUGCUGUUUACAAUGCCUUGUGCAGCCUUAGAUUUUAAUAUUCUUCCGCCGUUGUGACAUCUUCUUAUCACCUUGGUCCUCAGUCAGAUAUCCCUUCUAAAAGCACCUUUCUUCGGCCCCUGGCUGAAUGUCCUCUCCUCGCACUGUUGCUGCCAGGUAUUUGCAGCCUGUGGUCCCUGUCCUGAGGUUGGUAUCCUCAGUUCCGCAUAGCUCGAGCCAUGGGAAGAGCUGAGAGAGGGAGCAGAUAAUCUCCUUGAGAAAGGGCUGCCUGUGGAGCCGACCUCUUAGGACAGAGAUCUCCAGAGUCAGGAUCGAGAGCAUGGUUCCCAGACAAGCUGGGUUCCGACAUGAAUGACCUGCCCUCGUGUUUCCUUGAUUAGUUCAGGUAAUGAGGAGCUCACUUGUUACAACAAACUCAUUUUCCUCUGGGUUUGGAGGAAAUUUUGUAACCAGUUCCCCAGUAUCCGAAAUCAUCUUGACGUCAGGUAUUGAGAUAUUCUAAUUACCAUCAGUAGUUCUAGCCCAGAAAUUAAUAUUAAUUUCAAGUUUUACUUUAGAUGUUCAUAACUGAACGAAUGGAAACAAUUUUAAAUUCUUAAGCUCAGGUGCAGUAACAUUUGCUAUUUAUUUGUAGAAUUAUUUGGAGGAUUUUGUUUUUGAAGUAAAGCUUUUAAAAAGUAUAAGAAGAUGUUCAAGAUAAACUAUACUAUAAAAUGAUUUAUUGAAGGUUGACGGUUACACAGAUUGUUUUAGGUGUGAAUAGAACGGGUGGGGGUAUUUCUGAAAGUAACAUUUAGUCAAGAGUUUCCUCAAUAUAGUUACUUUGAAAAGAUCCAGAAUGCUGAUUUCUUGUUUCCUGUUGUCUUGUAGCUCUAACUAAAUGUAUUUACCUAUGCAAAAGAUUGAUUAAAGCAUAGAGAAAGUGAAUGUAUAAAA